AUGUGCGGGCGCCCGUGGGGCCGGCGUGCCGAUGCUGUCGUCCGGGAGCUGCGCCGGGGCCUGCGCCGGCAACGGGGCCGCUGUCACCACCGGCGUAGGGCGGGGGAACGGGGCUGCCCCCGUGUCCCAGCGUCCCCUCCCGAGCCGGGGCUGCUCCCGUGUUCCCCAGGGCUCUGCGGUGACCCCAGGGGCAGGGGUUUGGGGGCCCCUCUCCGUGCAGGGCCCGCUGCGGAGCUCAGCUUCCCCUGUCCCGCAGGGGGCCGGGAAGGGCGCUGGGUGCGGGACGAGGGGCGCUCCGCACCAACGGGAGCCGGAUCCUGCUCGGUGCCGAUUCCUCCGGGCUCUGCUGCCGCCUGCUGGUACCGGUCCCGCCGCCGCUGCCCUGGGACGAGCCCGCCGCCCGGCUCAGCGGGGAUCACCGGGGCAGUCACCGGAUGGGCACCGGUGCUCGGUGGCAGCCCGGGCUGUGCGGCACCGGAGCACAGGCGGACGUGUGUCCCGGACACCGGUGGGGGGAACCCCCCGCUCCGUCCCCACCGCAGCUCGCUGCUUGUCCCGCAGACCGGUCCCGGGGGGGCGGUCCCGGGGGGGGAGGCGGGGCCCGGGGUGAACGGGGCAGGACGGGGCGGUCUCGGUGCCGCCGCCGCCGCCAGCCCGGCCAUGCCGUCCCCCGCCGCGCUGCUGCUGCUGCUGGUUCUGCUGCUGCCGCCAGCCCGCGCCGCAGAGAGCGAAACCGAAACCGGGGCCCGGGACCUGCGGCUGGAGACGCUCGUGCCCCCCCCCGAGGGCUGCACGGAGCUGUCGGCGCCGGGGGACACGGUGCACAUCCACUACACGGGCAGCCUGGAGGACGAUGGCCGCAUCAUUGACACCUCAUUGAGCCGGGACCCGCUCCAGGUGGAGCUGGGCAAGCACCAGGUCAUCCCCGGCCUGGAGCAGAGUCUGCUGGACAUGUGUGUUGGGGAGAAGCGGAGAGUCAUCAUCCCCCCUCACCUGGCCUACGGCAAGCGGGGGUCUCCCCCGUCCAUCCCAGGGGACGCGGUACUGCGGUUUGAGGUGGAGCUGGUGGCUCUGUCCCGCGCCGGUUACUGGCAGAAGGUGCUGAACAAGGUGGUGCCCCUGCUGUGCUUGGGGCUGGUGCCAGCGCUGCUGGGGCUCAUCGGGUGCCACCUCUACCACAAGGCCAGCAGCACCAAGCUCUCCAAGAAGAAGAUGAAGGAAGAGAAGAAGAACAAAGCCAAAAGGAAAUAAAUCCUUUCCCUGGGCA
Pezoporus occidentalis (night parrot) is the source of this 1267-nucleotide messenger RNA. RefSeq names its product FKBP prolyl isomerase 11 (gene FKBP11). Gene Ontology annotation, molecular function: peptidyl-prolyl cis-trans isomerase activity. Gene Ontology annotation, biological process: protein peptidyl-prolyl isomerization. The record is from RefSeq and is a predicted model, not a curated record. Gene Ontology annotation, cellular component: endoplasmic reticulum. NCBI's taxonomy places the organism in Eukaryota, Metazoa, Chordata, Aves, Psittaciformes, Psittacidae.